GUAGGUGGCAUUCCUAGAGACGAAAAACGGCGGCGGUAGUGUUGAAAACGAUCUGGUGUAGGAGCUGUGUUGUCAAGUUUUCUUCAGUUUUACUGGACUAAAACAAGCAAGUGAUCUGAUAGAGACAUCAUGGAUGGACUACUGCAGCCGAAGGAAGGGGAAUACACGGCUACAGUCUACCGAAUGAUCAAGGAGGGCAAGUUUAUUGAUGUUGUCCAUCUGCUAAACUUGGAGCUACAGAGUCACCCCAAGUCGCGCCCAGCCCUGUCCCUGCUGGGGUACUGUUACUACCAGUUGCAGGACUUUGUGAAUGCGGCCGAGUGUUACGAACAGCUCUCCCAGCUCCACCCUGAAGUAGAUGACUACAAACUCUACCACGCCCAGGCCCUGUACAAGGCCUGUAUGUACCAGGAGGCUACCAAGGCUACCUUCACUCUGGAGAGUCCUGCUUACCAGGCUAAGAUUCUCAAGCUCCAAGCAGCCAUCAAGUAUGGAGAGGAGGACCUGUCUGGGGCAAAGAGCCUUGUAGAGCAAGGACCAUCUGAAGACCCUGACACGGACAUCAACCUUGGCUGUCUCCUCUACAAGGAGGGACGUUAUGAGGAGGCAUGUCAGAAGUUCACCACUGCUAUGCAGAUCCUCGGCUACAAAGCUGAUCUGUCCUACAACAUAGCCCUGUGCUACUACAGCAUGAGACAGUAUGCACCAGCCCUGAAACACAUAGCAGACAUCAUUGAGAGGGGAAUCAGGGACCACCCAGAGUUGAGCGUUGGCAUGACGACAGAAGGGAUAGAUGUGAGGAGUGUGGGGAACACACUUAUCUUACAUGAGACUGCUCUCAUCGAGGCAUUCAACCUCAAGGCAGCCAUAGAACAUCAGCUCAAGAACUUAUCAGCCCCAGCGGGAGAAGCAGCUAUCAGGAUCCAUGAUGAGGCAGCAAAGGAGGCCCUAACAGACAUGCCACCCAGAGCAGAGGAGGAACUAGACCCGGUGACCCUGCACAACCAGGCCCUGAUGAACAUGGAUAACAACCCCACGCAGGGCUUCGAGAAGCUACAGUUUCUCCUGCAGCAGAACCCCUUUCCUCCGGAGACCUUCGGAAACCUGCUGCUCCUCUACAUCAAGUAUGAGUAUUAUGACUUGGCAGCAGAUGUUCUUGCAGAGAACGCACAUCUCACAUACAAGUACCUCAGUCCUACUCUGUAUGACUUCAUGGAUGCAGUAAUCACCUGUCAGACAGCACCAGAGGAGGCCUACAGAAAGUUAGAUGAGAUGGCAUCCAAGCAGACUGAUCAGCUCAGGAAACUCACCAAACAGGUACAAGAGGCCAGGCAGAAUCACGAUGAUGAGUCUGUGAAGAAAACUGUCAACGAGUAUGAUGAGGCGUUGGAAAGGUACAUCCCGAUCCUGAUGGCGCAGGCCAAGAUUUACUGGGAUCUGGAGAACUACUCGCAGGUGGAGAAGAUCUUCCGCAAGUCCGUGGAGUUCUGCAACGAGCACGAGAUGUGGCGCCUCAACGUCGCGCACGUCCUCUUCAUGCAGGAAAGCAAGUUCAAGGAGGCCACCGGCUUCUACGAGCCAAUCGUCAAGAAGCACUACGGAUAAUGUAAGAAGCACUACGAUAAUAUACUGAAUGUGAGUGCGAUAGUGCUGGCCAACCUCUGUGUUUCCUACAUCAUGACGAGUCAGAACGAGGAGGCAGAAGAACUAAUGAGAAAGAUUGAGAAGGAGGAGGAACAGGUUGCCUAUGACGACCCUGAUAAGAAGAUCUACCACCUCUGUAUUGUCAACCUGGUUAUUGGGACACUUUACUGUGCCAAAGGGAACUAUGAAUUUGGCAUCUCGAGAGUUAUCAAAAGCUUGGAACCCUACAAUAAGAAGCUGGGAACAGACACGUGGUUCUACGCUAAGCGGUGUUUCAUGUCCCUGUUGGAGAACAUGGCCAAACACAUGAUCAUGCUGAGGGACAGCAUCGUACAGGAGUCCAUCCAGUUCCUCGAACACUGUGAAGCCUACGGUAAGGAUGUCCCGGCAGUGGUUGAACAGCCACUGGAGGAGGAACCGAUGCACGAGGGUCGGAACACCGUCACGUUCGAGGCACGACUGCUGAAGGCUCUGUUUCUCGAGCUCCUGGCCUGAGACAUUCCUGAAACUAUAUGUAUUAGUGCUUAUUAUUUGCUUGACCACUUAUUAACGUUGGGGGGGGAGGGGCGUUGUAGCAUCACAAACACCUGUACAUGUAUUUGUGACACACAGUGUAUUACUACCUUGAGCAGACAUUCCUCUAUUAAACUUUAAAGAAAAAGUUUUAUUGCUGUAAGAUUGUAUAGAAUGUAUUGAGACUACAAGUUGUCUUAUCCUGAGAAUGUACAUGUACGAGAAAUAUAGAUAAAGUAAGUUUUUAUUAGAUGUAAAUAUGUAUACGCAUUUGAGAGUUCAAUUAACAACAGAAUGACAAUACUCCAUGUUAUCAUCAUACCAUUCCUACAAAGUGUGCUACUAGUAUUGUGUCUUUCUCAAAUAGAUUGGCCCAAAAUUUCUGAAUACCAGUUUAUUCUAGAUGCUUCUCAAUGAUAUGUUUUCUCGGUGACAUUUACCAUCACACAGGUUCUACAAGUAGAACUGUAUCUAUCUAAGGUAACUCUGUGUAGUUUAGACCAAAUAAAGGCAAUUUGAUCUGUGAGACGCUAGAAAACAAGUGUACAUGUACCUGUCUGAUCAUUCACAGCAAGGAUUGCAUAGUCAAGCUAUCACUUAUACAGCAAUUC
Molecule: messenger RNA, 2768 nt
Organism: Branchiostoma belcheri (Belcher's lancelet)
Lineage: Eukaryota; Metazoa; Chordata; Leptocardii; Amphioxiformes; Branchiostomatidae
Product: tetratricopeptide repeat protein 30A-like
Exons: 18
Biological process (GO): intraciliary transport
Cellular component (GO): axonemal microtubule; intraciliary transport particle B
Molecular function (GO): protein binding; intraciliary transport particle B binding
Source: RefSeq, a predicted model, not a curated record